This is a messenger RNA of Alternaria viburni, 480 nucleotides long. RefSeq lists its product as uncharacterized. The record is from RefSeq and is a predicted model, not a curated record. NCBI's taxonomy places the organism in Eukaryota, Fungi, Ascomycota, Dothideomycetes, Pleosporales, Pleosporaceae. Bases 1 to 480 code for a protein of 159 amino acids. The transcript has 2 exons.
AUGCCGGCUAGCACCACCGAAGUGUCGCAUUCGAUAGACGACACAAACCAAUACACGAUCCUGGACGAGCUUGACAUACCAUUGCGAUUAUCAGCCGUGCCAGGCAUCGUCCCUAGUAGCGGGGAACGGAUUUGGAAAAGAGAUAUCGGUAACAACACAAGGGUCAGGACCGAAGCACCCAGCAACCCAAGCGCCCCAGACAAUGCCACGCAAGUCCAGCAAACGACAGCCAAAGAUCAAUUUACAGCUCUCGCGGAAAUCAUCCUGUUCCCAAGGACUUGCGAAAUCGAUCAGCAGUACCAAGUCCUCGCGAUGGCCGAAAUGUUCCUAAACGUCGGUGUCGUUCAAGCUGAUCUGGAAGGGGGCAUACGCCGGAGCUCGUUCAUGUGGGGCGAAGAUGUUCCGGGCAAAGAGUAUAUAACCACAUGGAUGCCAGACCAGAGGCGGCAGACUGCGGGCGGUGCAUGCGCGUACGGGUAG